This is a messenger RNA of Cuscuta europaea, 695 nucleotides long. NCBI's taxonomy places the organism in Eukaryota, Viridiplantae, Streptophyta, Magnoliopsida, Solanales, Convolvulaceae. The record is from the annotation of a GenBank genome assembly.
CGCAGAUCCGCAGUUGGGAGAUUGAAAGAAAGAGGCACAGGUUAUAAGUGCAGCUAGUGAUUUGUUAAUAAUUAAGAUGAACGUGGUUUCGUUUAUAAUAUUCAUCAACAUCUUGGUUCAUGGUUUGGCACUCGUCGACGGGAGGAAGAAUAUGAAGAUGAGCCAUGGUGGCCUGGAAGCCGCGCCCGAGGAAGAGGCCGCGGCGGCGGAAGUUUUGAAUCCAUUGAAUGAUGAAUAUGAAGAAUCAUUAAGAGCAGGCGGAGUACGGUUACCAUCUCCCAUGCCCAACCCCUCACGCCGUCAAAUUCCUUUUCCGCCCCCGCCUCCCUCUCAGCCUCCGUCUCAAAAGUAUCCUGUUAUGGCAGCGUCAAAGCAGCUGUCCCCACCCCGCCGUCUACUUUGCAUCUAGUCUAGUUAUCAAAAAACUUGAGUAUGCGUACUUUGAUCUUAAUUAGAUGGAAAGCUAUGGUGAAUUUCAUAAAAUCGGAUAUCCAGUUUUAUUAGAAGAAUAGAACAACCCAAAAUCCCUAAGUACGAGCAAAUAAUUAAUGUUUAUAUGAAAAUCCUAUUUGAGUAAUUACACCCUUGGUGUACUACACAGGAUUAGACCACUUUAUUUGCCAUUUACAUACACUUCUGAUACGAUUGUCUGUGUGAGAAAAAAAUUGGUUUGUAAUUGAUGUAACUUUUUGCAG